AUUUAAAUUAGUCAAAAAAUUAAAUUAUUUCUUUUGGCACUUUGUCUAAUUAAAUAUCUACUUACUAUGAAGGGGAAUAGUUUAUCAAGAUACUAUAAUUAUAAUAUGGGUAAUACACCUUAGAGCAAGUAAGAUAGGUCACUUUUGUACAGUAUUGCCAUAGAAAAUCACCCCUUCUUGUUGAUGUUGUACAUGAAGCCUUUCAAUUCCUACAUCCUAAAAUUAGUAUAGUUAUAAUAUUGCAAUGCAAUAUAUUGCAAUAUUUUGUUCAGGAUUUUUUUUGUAAAUAAUAUAAGGGGAUGUAUGGGUGAAUCAACUUUUCUUGCCUGUUAUUGCCAUGGUUACGGUCCCCUGAGUCACGCUGGUUUUAUGCAAAAUUAUGCUACUGAAAUUAUGCCAGCAUGCAUGUAGUCCAUGUUUGUAGGUGGCAAAUUAAGGAAAGAGCUUGUUAACAUCGGAAAAUAUGUGUUUGCAUAGUUUAAGUUGCAUAAUUUUGCAUAAAACCAGCGUGACUGAGCCCAUAGCCAUGGCAAUAACAGGCAAGAAAAAGUUGAUUCACCCAUAUAAAUUUUUAUUUGUUGUCCUUCUUUGUAUUUUUAAAGGGGUGACUGCACCCCUGUAUUGAGUGGUGACUUGCUACUCUUUGACAGCACAGUAAGAAAACAUAUGAACUGUAGUAUUGAUGUUUAAUAAAAAUAACUAUAUAUCAUUCACAGUAAUAGUCUAUAACUAUACUGUUGAUAAGGAAGGGCAGUAGUUAUUUCCUGCAUUGAUAUCAUUUCUUAAUCAAAUGUUUCAUAAGGACAAGGCUGAUUGGUAUUUAACUUGAUAAACAUAGACAAGAGAGGAUACCCAAUCAUUUUAUAAUAAAUAUAAUAGGUACAGGUACCUAAUGAAGGUCAUGUUUUAGAAAACUUUCAAACACCCCUUAUUAGUAUAGAAGUUCGGAAAAGAAAACUAAACAUUCCCACUUCAAAUAAUCUCUACAAGUGAAUAUUAUAUGUCCAAUAUAAAAAUCCUAUUAGAAUUUUCAACUUCCAAUCGGAAUAUAAUUACAGCCACAUUUUCCUCUUUUCUUUUAUAUUUCAAUUUUUCCUGUGGCUAAACAUUAUUACUAAAAAUAAGUGGAGAGGCAAGCUUUUACACCACGAUGGAACAUCGCACGUCAAACGCGAAGGGAACCAUAAAAGUUGCACAGUAGGGUACGAAUAUUGAUCAAGGGUGACUCUGUGUUAGUGCGCACCCCUCUGCGCGUUAGUGUGCGUGACCCUCGCCCGUGCCGGCCAUCGCGCCCCAGAACUCACCCAAUUUAUAAACACUAAAUACUAAAAACCGUGAAAAAAAAAGUUAAGUAAACCGUGUAGCAAAGGAACUUAUUCGUAAUGGAAAGUAAGCAAGAUAAAAUCGUAGAUAGGAUACCGCGUCCGACUUCAUAAAAAUCAAUAAAUCACGUUGCGAUUCCUCCAAUAAAAUAUAACGUCCGCGUGGAGUGCAUUACUACAGUACUGCUUGCAUUUCAGUGAUCUAAAGAACUACCAAUGUUCAAUCACAAGCUACCGACUGACUUUCCAAUGCAAACCCUCCGUAAGAAAACCAGCCCUUGCAAAUGUGAGUGCACUGUGUUUAUCUCGCUUCUCUUUAUUUAAACGGUGUUCUUAGCGGCUAAAUGUAACGAUCACAUAAGCUUUCCUUUAUUUGCGAUGUAUGUUGUAAGCAUGGAAGCUAUUCACCCUAAGCCCCGAGUUUUGCUCAUGUCAUAAUUAGUGCUCCCUGAUUUGGACAGAGAGUUGGCGUGCGGCGGCGGAGUAGUACUGUUUAGUAAGGGAAUAUGCAGGUGUGUCAUUUCCAGCAUCUGUUGAGGCAGUUCGACAAGAACGAGCCGGGCCGUUUCCUGGGCGAGGGGGUGUCGUUCCGGGCGAAGCUGAUCGGUGUGUUGGAAGUGCCGGAGGCGCGGGGGGACCGCAUGUGCCAGGAGGCGCUGGCGGACCUGAAGAUGGCGAUCCGGGCGGCGGGCGAGCACAAGCAGCGGAUACAGGUGCAUGUCGCCAUCGACGGUCUGAGGCUGCGGGAUGACAAGACUGGGGACUCGCUGUACCACCAUCCCGUGCACAAGAUCUCCUUCAUCGCCCAGGACAUGACAGAUUCAAGAGCGUUCGGCUACAUAUUCGGCGCUCCGGACACUGGCCACCGGUUCUUCGGCAUUAAGACUGAUAAAGCUGCUAGUCAAGUAGUCAUAGCGAUGCGGGACUUAUUCCAAGUCGUCUUCGAGUUGAAGAAGAAAGAGAUAGAACUAGCGAAACAGCAGCUCGAAGGGAAAUCCGUCACAAGCAGUCUAGUGAGACAUACUUCCACCAUCACCGAUGUUAAAUCUAAGAAUAUCACAACAAUCGGCGAAACAAGCACAUCGACUCCAAAAAGCCAAGACACAGCAGAAGGGGGCGUUGCAGAACUAGUGGAUUUGGAGCAAGAACUCAGUUCCUUAAGGAGGGGACUGACGCAAGUCGAGGGCCUGACACCGUCCACGGACCCGUUUGGAGAUUCUUUUAUAGUGCCGUCACAGAAAGGUCUCCUACCGCCGCCCCCCGGCGUCAGCACCGCCACACGUACCCGCUCCUCCGCCUCCGCGACCGCUACCGCUACCUCCUCCGCCCCCGCUACCUCCUCCGCUCCGCGCACCGUCUUCAGUCCCAAUAAGACGCAACUGCCGUUCGAUCUGCCGCCGGAAUUAGAACCGCCGGCGCCGCAGCGGUUAGAGCCUGAAGCUCCGGUCCGGACCUCGACGGCGCUCGGUUACGACGUAUUCACCGAACUAGACCCCCUCGGCACCGGCCGAAGUAAACCUUACGUUGACAAAAAACUCUUCUUUCAGGAGCUCAAAAACCCCCCAAAGAAAGUACUCAAAGAUCUCGUCCCUACCCAGUCUCUACUCACAGAAAUGACGGAGCAAGAGUACGGGCAAACUACCAUGACGUCGUUAACUAGACACUCUGGUGGGACAGUUUCUAUCGGACGUCCGCUUUACUCCGCUGGCAAUUUUUUCGCGCAAAUCGAUCCGUUCGAAGAGACGGAUCCGUUUGACAGCACUGAUCCUUUUUCGGACUCGUUUAAGGAGGAUCCGUUUACGAGUAUGCAGGAGUUUCCGAAGCAGAGGCGGAGUAAGAACUCGUUUACGAUGCGAGAGGAGUACGAAAGGAGCCUUGAGAGAGAGAGGGAGAGAGAAUCGCGGCCGAAGCAGCUGCAGUCGCAGGCGUCACUGCAAUCGCAGUCGCAACCACAAACGCAGUCACAAGUACCUACGGAGGGGAAGAAUGUGUUCAAUGGGCCGCUGCAGGUCACAUUGCCGCCUGAGCCCAUUCCUAAGUCGCCUAGGCUACAAAGACAGAACACAGACACAAGCACAAUCCGUCAACGUCCACAGCCCAGUUCCAAGCUAAACGCCGAAAGCGCGUCGCCGCCACCACCCUUACCACCUAAGAAGAUCGGGGAACUCACCGUCACCCGCCCCCCGCCUCGACCCCCUCAGAUAGAGGAGGAGGGGCCACCAUUACCACGGCCGGCGAGAAAGAGAGAGCCUCUGGCGGACCGCACCAUGAAGCCACGAUUAUCAUCAGCCGCCACAACGAGUAGUGAAGACGAGUACUUAUCGCCCGCGCCGCCGCCUUUACCCGCCGCUCGACGUUUCGACAUCACCCUCAGUCAACUACUCACUUGCAGUAUGGAGGAGCUAGCUCACAGGUUAAGAGUUCCUGCAGCGACUUUGUCGUCCAUGACGCUACCUCAACUCACGGAUUACCUCAGGUCCUACCUCGCUGCGGACAACGAUAGAGCGCACAUCCACAUAGAACCUUCGCAAUCAGAUAAAGAAAAAGACAGACCGCCACUUUCAAUACCAAUGUCGACCACGAUAUCAGACAAGCCCCCUCCAACGACCUCAACUAUUACGUCCAUAGCCUCAGACUUUAAACCACAAUUUGAAGAUAAUUUCGCUCCAACCGAAACUGGCGAAUUUGUUGCUAACUUCGACGAUUUCGACAAAAAAGCCAACCCAAGCUACGACCGAUAUGCCGCCUUUAGAGAAAUACAAGAGCAAGAACUAAAAGCCAAAUCCAUCUUAGAUCCUAUCGAAGAUAAGAAUAAUGAAGAAACUAAACAAGAUUCUGACGAAAAAGAAGAAUUAGCGGCCAUAAACGAUAUCAUCAUAGCCAAUGAGGAAGUCAAGGAAAACAAUCGUAGCCCUCUAAAAACAUUAGACGAACUAACGUUAGACUCUUUCAACAUGUUCAGACAAUCCGUCAGUCCGAAACCGACGCAAAUCGACGCGAAAAUCGAAGACAUUAAAUCCGUUAUGAAGAAUUUACAAAUAGAACAAUCUAGAAGAUCAGUGUCGCCCAGAGAAAAUAAUACGGAAGUUAAAAAUGAAGAUACUAACGAUAGAUACGCGGCGUUACGUGAAAUAACUAUCACAGAGCCACAAGAUGAAUUCGAAUCAUUACCACCUGAAGCGCCUAAAGAAAGAAAGCGAUCGGAUGAGAAAUCAGAUGGAUUCGAUAAUUCCGAUUUCUUCGACUGUAUUGACAACAGCAGUCUGUCCUUUACGCACGUGGAGGAAGCGUUUAGAAAGAGUCCAGUGGUGAAAGAGAAGGAAGAAGUAAAGGUGGAAGAGAAACCGGUGGAACUAGCGCCAGUGAGGGAUCUUCAGCCGCCGCAGAGGCUGUCCACGGGGUCUAUUAGCGACGUGGCUAGCGGGUCUUCACCGGAUACUAAAGAAAAAUGCGUGAGCCGUGGAGCUGGGCGCUCAGGGCGCUGGGCAGUGCUGGGCGCCGGCGCGUCCCCGUGGUCGUCGGACUCGCGCGAGUCGGAGCCGCGCCACGCCUGGCGCGAGCGCCGCCGCCGCCACCACAGCCCACCGCCCGGCGCCGCGCAAACAUCAUCGUCAUCACGUGACGUAUCGCCGUGGGAUGAAGAGCCCCCACCGAGCCGCUUGCAACGACCACCGCACCGUGACCGAGAAUCUAGACACAACUCAUCGCAAGGCUCAAGAGAAUGCCUAGACUCCGGCAGCGGGCGAGAAAAGGACAAAAUCCGAGACAAACGAGACAGCCGAGACAGAGACAGAGAUCUCAGCAGAGAGGGACGGGAGUCUCGCAGGGACUCGGGCAGCGGCCGCGACCGGCGUGACGUCAGCAAAGAGCGUGACCAUAGAGACCAUAGAGAUAGACACCGGAGGAGUAGAGAUAGGGAAAACGACACCUGGGACCGAGACAGAACAUACAGCAGGGAGAGAGAGCGAGACAGAACAUAUAGCAGAGAGCGGCCGAAGGAUUACAGGGAUAAAGAAAGGGACAGACAUAGGAAGCCGCGGCAUUCUUACGACGAGGAGGAAGAUUACAGCGACGGUUGUGGGUCUGGCAGAUCGUCUCCUAGAGGUUGGGGUUCGGAUCCGCGGUGGCGAAGUAGCGAACGAAAUUACGGGUCAUUGGGGUGGCGCGAAUCGCGGCGGCGGAAUGACUCCAGGCAGUCGGACGAACUUAGCGAACGAAGCAGGUACGGAUCGACGCUCGGCUGGCCGUCGCGUCGCUCCAACAACAGCUCCUCUCGCCGCGACUCCGACCGUGACACCCGCGACCCCCGCGACCCGCGUGACCCCCGCGACCCGCGUGACCCCGGGACCCGCGUGACCCCCGCGACCCCCGGGACCCGCGUGACCCUCGCGAACCCCGCCGACGCUCAAGGCGAGAAGAUCCAAGGCAGCGGCGAGAUUAUCGCUUCUCGAAUGACUUCUCGCCAAGGGAGCGAACGAGUCCGUUCGACAAUGACUUUACAGAGCCGCCGCCUGCUAGGAAGAAGGCGCCCUAUGCCAAUCUGGAAGGAACGAGAUUCGCCUUCGAGUCGGAAGAGAUCACCGCAUCGCCGCUCUCCACGGGCAGCGCGCGUCACGACGAGUCCUCGACUCGAUUCCGGUUCGAUUCGGACUCGGUGUCGCCGCGCUCCAUGUUCGAAGACGACUUCACGCUGUCCACGCCGCGCGCGCGCGCCGCCUCCAUCGCCGAGGAGGACGAGCACGUGCCUCCGCUCAGGCCGAAGCAGCAGCCAACCCACCGGGACAUCAAAAAGUCUGAAUCCGUAAACAUCUUUACCCGCGAGUCGGAUCCGUUUGAGAACGAUGACUUCUUCGCGUGCACCGGUUCAGACCGCGCCGCGCGCCGAGAGAACUGGCCGGGGGACUUCCAGGGGUUCAAUGCGUGAGGGCGC
Leguminivora glycinivorella is the source of this 6252-nucleotide messenger RNA. It is a transcript of the gene Dab, whose product is annotated as protein disabled. NCBI's taxonomy places the organism in Eukaryota, Metazoa, Arthropoda, Insecta, Lepidoptera, Tortricidae. The transcript is spliced from 20 exons. The record is from RefSeq and is a predicted model, not a curated record. The coding region runs from base 1829 to 6127 and encodes 1432 amino acids.